Colletotrichum graminicola M1.001 is the source of this 1506-nucleotide messenger RNA. Its product is annotated as squalene epoxidase. Gene Ontology annotation, cellular component: endoplasmic reticulum; membrane. The record is from RefSeq and is a predicted model, not a curated record. The coding region runs from base 1 to 1506 and encodes 501 amino acids. The transcript has a single exon. Gene Ontology annotation, molecular function: flavin adenine dinucleotide binding; squalene monooxygenase activity. NCBI's taxonomy places the organism in Eukaryota, Fungi, Ascomycota, Sordariomycetes, Glomerellales, Glomerellaceae. Gene Ontology annotation, biological process: ergosterol biosynthetic process.
AUGAUAGAAAGCCCGACAGCAGUCGCCGACGCUCGCGCCGAGCGCCGCAGCAAGUACCACGAGGCCGAUGUCGUCGUUGUAGGCGCCGGCGUCUUUGGCACCGCCAUUGCCUACGCUUUGGCCCAGCAGGGAAGAAGCGUCAUCUUGCUCGAAAGAUGGAUGAAGGAGCCCAAUCGCAUCGUCGGUGAACUUCUGCAGCCUGGCGGCAUCGUCGCCCUGCGUCAACUGGGUCUGGCCGACACCCUCGAGGGCAUUGAUGCUGUGCCCUGCUACGGCUACAAAGUCAGCUACCACGGCCAGGGGGUCGACGUCCCCUACCCCUCCUUCGACGACAACGGCCGCAUGAUCCACCCCUCCGCCAACAACGAGACGACGGCUUCGAGCGCGAAGCAGAAGGAGGGCCGGAGUUUCCACCACGGCCGCUUCAUCAUGAACCUCCGCAAGGCCUGCCAGAAGCAGAAGAACAUCACCAUCUUCGAGACCGAGGUGACGGCAACGAUACGCGGCGAUGACAAAGACACGGUCCUGGGCGUCAGGUCCAAGACGACGGACCCCGCGACGGGCCAGAAGAAGGACGACUUCUUCUUUGGCCAGCUGACCAUCAUCGCCGAUGGCUAUGCCUCCAAGUUCCGCAAGGAGUGCAUCCCCCAGGCCCCCGUCGUCAAGUCCAAGUUCUAUGCCCUCGAGCUCAUCGACGCCCCCAUGCCCUCGCCCGGCUUCGGCCACGUCGUCAUCGGCAAGGCUUUCCCUGUCCUCAUGUACCAGAUUGGCACCCACGAGACCCGCGCUCUCAUCGACGUCCCCGCCAACAUUCCCGAGGCCUCGCCCGCCGCCGGCGGCGUCCGCGGCUACAUCAAGAACGUUGUCAUGCCGACGUUGCCACCCCAGAUGCGGCCGUGCUUCGAAGCUGCACUCGCCGACGGCAAGAUCCCGCCCUCCAUGCCAAACUCGUACCUGCCCCCCUCCCGCCAGACUCUAAACGGCAUGCUCCUGCUCGGUGACGCCCUCAACAUGCGUCACCCUCUGACGGGUGGCGGCAUGACUGUUGCCUUCAACGACUGCGUCAUCCUUUCCGAUCUGCUUCACCCCUCGCGCGUGACUGACCUCGCCGACCCAAUCGCCAUCAAGAACGCGCUCCGCGAGUUCCACUGGCGCCGCAAGAGCCUGACCUCCAUCAUCAACGUGCUGGCCAUGGCCCUGUACGCCCUGUUCGCGGCCAACGACCGCCAGCUGCGCGCCCUGCAGCUGGGCUGUUUCGAGUACUUCCAGCGCGGCCACGCAUCGGAGCCCAUGGCUCUCAUGGGCGGGCUUAUGCACCAGCCGUCGAAGCUCGCGUACCACUUCUUCAGCGUCGCCUUCCUCGCCAUCUGGAUCAACGCCCUCGACCUUAUGAGCGGCAGCGUCUUUGGCUUCCUCAAAGCGCCCCUGGCGCUCAUUGACGGCAUCCUGAUUCUCUGGAGGGCGAGUGUCGUGUUCCUGCCCGUCAUGUGGCGUGAGCUGAACUAG